AGCGUCCCACAGUUCCUUUCGGGAAUUUCGACAGUGGAGUGGAGUCGUGUGCUUGGUUUGAGGUCACCACAUUAUUCACUACCACACAGGCAAGGAUAAUUUCGUUGGGACACUAUACGGACGAGAGGGUGGAAUAAAAUCCUUACACAAGGAGUUGCACGGCCGUAAUUUUUUAUUAUAAUUUUUUUUCACUUGUGUCCUUGUAGUCAGCAGCAUAGAGAAAAAAUCCGGAGUGUGGUAUUACGGGAAGAAAGGUUAAGUGUUUUGUGUGAAAUCGCGCGCGACAUUAACCCAUUCCUCACUUCAACUUGAGGCGAGGAAGAAAUCUUAACUUCUUUGUGAUUAAAUUGCAUGUUGCCAAAUAUAUUUUCAUUAUGAACUUCACACCUUUCGGUGGACCAUUCCCAGCUACGAUACCUGGUAUACACCAAUUUACCACUACCGGAACUUUAGUUUCCGCUGCAACUACAGUUCAACAAGAUACCAAUCGCUAUCAAAAUUCAACUGUAAACAUGACACACUUUAAUCAACCCUUAACGACAACUACCACGAUACCGGCAAAAUUUCGUCCGGAUGAUAAUACAGUUGAAACUAAAUACAACGGACACAUUGUAACAGGCCAACAGCAAUAUACGACGAUUCCUUAUAGUCAACCGUCCGAUGAUAAACGCUUGAUUGCAACAGCUAUUUCCUAUCCACAAAGUACAAUAGCAACAACAACCUCAACAGCACCGAUACAAACUCAACAACAGGAAAUUUCCCAGCAGGAUUUGUGCAAUGCGAUACUACAGCAGCAGACUGUUGACACUAAGAGAGUCCUACAGAAUUCAAGUUGGCAGACCUUAACACCAGGAUCCGCAGUUGCUGAUUAUUUGUCGCACCUUCCCGCCAGCACACUACCGCUCUCAUUACACCAUUUCUUGAAGUAUUCAGCGGAAAACAUAAAGAAGGAAGCCACACAACAAACUAUUGAUAUAUCUCAGGCGCAAAUAGGAAUUAACACAUUAGGUGGCACUAUCACCCUGGCACAACACCAACCGAAUACCUUACAACACCAACAACAACAGCAGCAACAUCAACAACAGCAACCACAGCAGAACGGCCAGGCUCAGCAGCAGCAACAACAAACAAAUUGUGUUCCUACAACAGUUUCCUCAGGUGUAACUCAGACAACAACAACUACCACAACAAAAAAGAAGAAGCGGAAAAAGCCUCCGAAGGAGAGGAAACCAAAGCCUCGACCCGGUGAAAUCCGGUUGACCACGGCUCUAGAUGGUAGUCCCUUGUAUUGCUGCCCUGAAUGUCAAGUUGCCUACCCGGAACAAGGACUUCUGGAGCUACAUUUGGUCGGGCACAAUUUGGAACGCCGCUUUAUCUGCGAUAUUUGCAAUGCAGCUCUGAAAAGAAAGGACCACUUGACUCGUCAUAAACAGUCUCACAAUCCUGAACGACCGUUCAUUUGCUCAGUUUGUCUGAAGGCUUUCAAGCGGAAGGAGCAGCUUAGCUUGCAUUUUGUCAUCCAUUCAGGUGAAAAACGACACAUUUGCAAUGAGUGCGGUAAAGGAUUCUAUCGUAAGGAUCAUCUGAGAAAACACACCAGAUCGCAUAUAGCGAGGCGGGUGAAAGCUGAGCUGAGUCUGCAGAACCAAACUACGGUCACAAUAUUGCCUCAGCAAACGCAACAGCAGAACCAACAGCAACAGCAGCAACAACAACAACAGGCUCAGCAACAACAGCAACAACAACAAAUGCAACAACAGCAGCAGGUUCAACAACAACAACAAGUUCAACAGCAGCAACAUCAACUGCAUCAACUGCAGCAGCACCACGGCCAACAAAAUGGCCAGCAACAGCACCAACAACAACAACAAGGUCAAAUGCUGACCUGAGUGUUAAUUCUGAGAUAACCAGAUCCUUGCACGUAAGAAAGGCUUUUCGAGGGUAGGUAAUAUGGAGGGGAGGGGUGGCUUGUUGCGAGAAACUGGUGGAAUUCGCGGCAUAUUAAGUGACAUAGGUAUGUGGAGUGGCGGUAGAGAUUUGGUCCUGGCGUUUUUGUAUCUUUUAUACUUUCUCUUUGUAUUGCCAAAACUUUCAUCAGUAGAGUAGUGAAUUUUGAAUGUGAUACAGGUCUGAAGUCUACAUUCAGGACCAUUUGAUUAUUUGAUGAAGGUUCUACAGCUGAUGGGAGGUCCUGUUUUAGUUUAAUAUCUUUUUCGCUGUUUGAAGUGCAAUAAGAAUGCAAUAUUUGUGCAAAAAAUGUAUCUAAACUGAUAAACUUGGAUUUUUUUGAACAAACUAGAAUUGAAGUUUUGGAUUUAGAGCUUUACGACUCAGAAUUAAGGCCUGCAAAGUUUUAUAAAUUUUUUUAAGGAAGAUAAGGCUUUUGGUGCAAUAUUUUUGUAUAUCCCAUAUUUUGGAAUUGAGGACUGGAUAAUUAUGUGAUUGUAACAGAAGAAGGGGGGGGGGGGGGAGAAAGGAACCAUGAUUUGAAUGAAGGAAUGCCACUUUCGGUAAUCGAUGAUUACGUGUAAUACUUGUUCCAUGUCGAAGGAGGAGCUAUUGUAAAUUUUUGUGUAAGUUCCGGCGGCAAUUGUACUUUUGCAAAUUUGUAAAAACAAAUGAAUAAUCAUAAAAAUAGCAACAGAAACCGAGUAGCAAUCAAUAAAAAUUUCUUAUAUUAUGUAAGCAUAAAUCAAAGCUUUCUCUGCUUAUUUUUGUACAGAAAAAUUGAUAUAUUUAAAAUUAGUAACUCAAAAAAAAACAAAAAAAUGCAACAUCACGUAGUUCUAAAAACAAAAAAAAUAUUCUUUUCAAAGAAAUAAUAAUAAUAAUUUGUGAUAAAUAAUUUUCUACCGAAAAGAUAAAAUUUGAAUGAAACGAAGAUAUGCAAUUUUUUUAUUGGAACGAGAGAAGCAAAUAAAAGCACAAAGUCUGAAUAAUGGAAUCUGUUCAUAACAAAACAAAAAAAACCCAAGCAGAAAGAGUGACGACUCUAUAAAUACAAAUUUUGAUAAUAAUAAUUCAAAAGGAACUUAGUGAGUAGAAAAAAAGAUAAAAAAAGUAUAAAAUGUAGAGUUGUAAAUUGAUUUGAAUAUUUAAGAUAAAAUUGAAAAUAAAUUUAUAACUUUUAUGAUGAUAUUCUGUAAAAUAUUUAGGAUAAAAUAUAAUAUUAUAAAAAAUAAUGUACAUUCUUUUGGCUAUGGAAAAAUAAUAGUCCAAAUGGAAUGGAUUUUAUGUAGAAAGGAUAAAUAUUUUUCAAAAUAAUUUAGAAUAAAAAUACUGU
Hermetia illucens (black soldier fly) is the source of this 3283-nucleotide messenger RNA. Its product is annotated as ras-interacting protein RIP3. Gene Ontology annotation, molecular function: DNA-binding transcription factor activity, RNA polymerase II-specific; RNA polymerase II cis-regulatory region sequence-specific DNA binding. The transcript has 4 exons. Bases 375 to 1889 code for a protein of 504 amino acids. Lineage: Eukaryota; Metazoa; Arthropoda; Insecta; Diptera; Stratiomyidae. Gene Ontology annotation, biological process: regulation of transcription by RNA polymerase II. The record is from RefSeq and is a predicted model, not a curated record.